Molecule: messenger RNA, 1109 nt
Organism: Nezara viridula (southern green stink bug)
Lineage: Eukaryota; Metazoa; Arthropoda; Insecta; Hemiptera; Pentatomidae
Source: the annotation of a GenBank genome assembly
CGUUGUCGUACGGUUGGGCUCACCUCCCGUGACCAAUAUACGAUCGUAUCUCUUGUUUACAUCGAGAAAUUUCGGAUAAAAUAACAAGUUAUUAGUGCCAAAGUUUCUUGAAGCAAGCACCUGGAUAUUCCGAAUCGUAGAAUACUGAGGAGGACGGAAGUGUAGAUAGUGACACCCAUAAAAUCGAAGCGGAUAUGACAGGUGUGAAAGGGCAAGCGGUCUCUAACGAGGGGCUUAUCUUGCCCAGGAAACUUCACAACCCCUGCUUAGAAAAUCAAAACAGAAAAGAACUUCACAGAGAAUUGCUUCUUAAUCAAAAAUUGGGGAAGAAUGUUCUGAAUCAGAAGUCAGAAUUACAAAAGGCAAUGGAGAAACACAAGGAACAAGUUACCAAAAGAGAAAUCGAGGCACAGAGACAAGAAAAUAUGACACCUUUUGAAAAAGUUAUUGAACAACGAGCGAAAAGGCUAGAAAUAAUGGAAAGAGAUGUAAAUGAAAAAGAAAUUUCUCAAAAGGAGCCUGAAUUUCUUCAGAUACAUGCCAAGUUAAGAGCGAGAAUGGAUGCUAAAUGAGCUCCAGAACGAUCUCUUGUACAUUACUUAUUUUUCCUCGUUCCUGCUUCUAACAGGAAACAUGUACAUAUUAUAUGUAUAUUCUCAUAAUUUUUCUUUUUUGUUUGUUGAGCUGUAUUUUUAAGUCCAAAACAUUUAAUGCCUUUGGCAUAUGAAGAAUAGUCUAGCAUGUAAUAUAGUAACAAACAAGCUUUUAGUUUAUAGAGGUAUUUUAAAUGUAUUAAACUUAGCUGAUGUGUAUUAUAUUGAGUCGGCUGUGGAUCUGAGGUAUUUUGUAGCUUGUAUCUAAAAAAAGGUUAAGAAGUUUAAACUGUUUCUUGUUUGUAAAUGUAUUUCAAAAAACGGUAAUAAUGAUGAUUUGUUUCUGAAGUAUGAUGGGCAAAGUCAAAGACCUGACAUAUGUAAAUACUAUGUAAUUACGAAUUGAUAGGAAAUAGAAAUAGAAUGAAUGUUUCCGAAUCUCAUAUAUGUAUUAUACAUGCUUCAACUAAUAUCUUCUGUCUGUAAUUUAAAAUACUUUCUUUGUGUGUGUGCGUG